This is a messenger RNA of Babesia bigemina, 2781 nucleotides long. RefSeq lists its product as hypothetical. Lineage: Eukaryota; Apicomplexa; Aconoidasida; Piroplasmida; Babesiidae. The record is from RefSeq and is a predicted model, not a curated record. The transcript has a single exon. The coding region runs from base 1 to 2781 and encodes 926 amino acids.
AUGGUAGAACACGUUCCACCGGAGUCGGUUUAUAGACAACCGAACGUGGCCGAACUACUGGCAAGUCUCACUGAACAGCAGACGCAUCUGAUGGAAACGUACAAAGGAUUCCUGGAUUCCAUGCGUCUAGAAACAAAUCUACAAGAAGCCGAAGGCAAACUCAGUGGACUUAAAAAAGCUGGUGCGGAACUUAUAGAGCUUCAGAAGGAACAUAUAACGAAGCUUUUGAUCAUGUUAUACCCUAUAUUCAGAGUUGUAAUGCCUCCAUCGCAAUUUGAGCAAGAUGCGUGUAUUCAGAUGUUAGGUAAUAGGACGCAGCUCGAAGCUUAUGAUUUAGUGGAGUUGUCAUGUGUCCUACGGUGUUACUUUGCCAAGCUUGCAAUAUAUGUUUAUCACAUGGCAACUUUUGUCAAGGACUGGGUCGCAUACGAGCAUGCCGUAUCGACAGAUCCUAACUUGCACAACCAUGGUGUUGAUCUAAGACCUGCAGAUAGCCCUGAAUCCACUGAAGCUUUUAGAACAUCAUUUAAUGCAAAUCAAGCGUAUUCAGGCAAAAUCUACAACGCGGAAGAAACAAGGGCUAAUACGUAUGGCAUGGCAGCUGCUGAUGCAGGGGCAACCUCAUCGCAAUGUCCUUCAAACUUGUCAAUUGUAACUAAUGUCAAGCGGGACGAAACAAUAAGCGCUAGAGAAACCUCAGAAAUCUCAGGCGAUAAACUUAUAUCUGAUGUGCAGUAUUGUGGUGGGAUUGUCCAUCAAAACCUUCCUUUCGAAUACCCAGAGGCCCAAAACCACGAUCCUUUGUAUGUCAGCGAUUCAAGUGAAUAUUACAAUUCCCAAACUUAUGAUCUGUUGGCUCUUCACUCCGACGGUGAUCUGGACUGCGUAGAGGAUAAUUUGCACCAUAUUAAUCAUGCGGAUGCUGCGCUCUUCGCUGACUCUGAUCGUCUUGAAGAUUACGUACAGAAGCGUCUCGACCACGAAGUCGGCUUACCUGAUAUUACGGGCGAAUAUUUGUAUUCUCGACGUGAAUCUUCGGGUACAGAAACCGGAACUUUUCUUGAUGUUACUACCCGGAAGCUACCUUUGGGCGUAUCGUAUCGUGGUUAUGAUGGCUUGACAAGGGGUGAAGCAUAUAUAGGAGCUUCUCGUUUGUCUCUAGAUGUGAAUGAGCAGGAAAGCAAAGCCGUUCAGCCUGCAACAAUGCGUCCUGCUUUUGGUCCUCCGGAUCAGCUAUCGCAACAUGGUGAAUCGGAAUGGAAUCAACACGCGCCAAUUAAUGCAAUGAAUAGUCGUGAACCGAGAUUUGGUCACGACGACUCUCACAGCCCUAGGUUACCGUAUCCAAAACCUCUUCUAAUAUCGCAACGCAGCAAAUCGCUGUUGCAGCCAUCCGGCGAUGUGUAUGAAGGUACCCCAUUGAACAAGGGGCAAGAGGGCUCUAACUUGCGUGAGAUUCAUAGGGUUACAUCCUCUGGCAGUGAUGUUUCCAGAAGUUGUGACGUACUCUGUUGUGGUGUCGGGUGUCAAGGCAAAGGGCCGAAACAUGUGCAAACUGAGAUGCCGAUUUUGGCAUCAGAAACAUAUCACCCGAGUUUCUAUGUUCAGCGAUCCCAAGUUGGUCAACAGCUGCACGUCAAAGGUGGCGGUUGGAACAAUAAAGAUGUAACGUACCUGUUCUACCAGACUCCCGUGCCUAUGUUUGACCUUGAAACUAUGAGAGAAGCCGACGGCUCAUAUCGACCGGCUUCCACGAAUAGUUCAUUGUGUUCCAUGGAUGAUAAAACUCAACAAGGGGGCAUCAACAGCACUGUUGCCGAUCAUACACAAGGUAACAAUGGUGCCCAUUCGACUUCGGACGUCUUUGGUGAAUUGCGUUACGGAGUAAACGGACAAUGCGUCAAUAAGUCAGUUUUCACCUCAGCUCAAGGCACGAAUUUCGAUGAUGUACCUAACCAUUCUGACAACAUCAAGAACAAUAAUACGGAGCAGCGUUCGGGGUGUGUUGUGCCUGGUUAUCUUCCCUUUUCACGGAGUAAAGAAAAAGUUAGCUACGUUACUCGAUUUGGUGCAUUUGAUCAUGAAUUGGGUAUUGUUAGCUAUGAUUCAAAUUAUCGCAUUCGAAGGGUUCACGCACCCUUGAAUGACGUGUUUAUGGAUGGAGUAGAACAUUCUCACAGGUCCUAUAGCGAAGACAGAGAUGUAAAAGGAUCUUUGGCAUCAAAUUUUUGUCGCAUCACCCAAGGCGCGAAACAAUUGGGAUUACGCCAUUUACAAUUGGAUGUUCGUCUUAGUCAACAAGAUAAAUUGGCUAGUGAAACAUUUGAAACGAGUGAUCUGGAGGGUAGCAGUUGUAUGGAUUCGCUUGACAUUUUACGGCAUCAGCUCGAGUCUAUACCAUCCCCUGAACAAGAUGGUGGUGCCACGUCACAUGAUAUUGAAGAGAAAAAAGAAAGACGGAACUUUAGAGAGGAUAGGCAAGAAGCGUGCGGUAGAUCUGCUGUCAAACUACGAGAAAUUCAGUGUGUUGCGAUUCCAUUGCCAAAGCAGUCAGAGCGCAACGAGGACCACGAAGCGCUUAUCAGUGCUAUAGAGAAUCCGGAAUGUGAUUAUAAAGCUGAGACAGCCAAUCAACCGGUGCAUGCACUGAAAAGGAUUGAGCACUCGGUGCAACCUCUACAUUCGCCUCCGCGUGAUGCACAGGAAGAUAACCUAUCUAGCAGCCGUAUACAUAUCCCACCGUUGGAUAUGAGCAAGCUACGAGCUAGAGUUGGCUACUGA